AUGGGGAUAAAGGUUGGAUUUUAAGGAAAGGGCGGCUCCCGGAAAGACACGCUUUAGUUGGAAGGUGGGAUGAGUGCCCAGUGGGUGAAUGCACCUUGUUCUGCACCCCUGCGCCCGCCUCGGGAACUGCACGCGGCACCCGCACCCCCGACUCCCACGCAGACGGUCGGGCCUGCAGGGCUCCCCCGGCGGACGAGGCUAAUGGUUCGCUCCGCCCCGCCCACACACAGGCCGCCCACUGGCUGCUGCUGGGGCUCAGGACUCUUCUUAGAUCAAAUGCGGAGGAAAGGGCCGCGCCCGGCUCCGACCCUCUUAAGGGUAGGAGGCGUUGUCUUUACUGCCCCUGCACCCAGACCCAGACCAGGUGUUGGCCUCCACCUCGGACCUGCCCCUACGAACCCGGCCAGCAUGCACCUUCAAGACCUGGGGAGAGGAGAGGGUGCUGCCUCUGCUGUCUGA
Messenger RNA from Octodon degus (degu), 459 nucleotides. RefSeq names its product chromosome unknown C19orf73 homolog (gene CUNH19orf73). Lineage: Eukaryota; Metazoa; Chordata; Mammalia; Rodentia; Octodontidae. The record is from RefSeq and is a predicted model, not a curated record.